AUGAAUGCUAUAAGAGAUAUCUUUUUAGCAGGCGCUUACACAUUGGAUGCUACAUUCAUUGAAGAUGGAGGACCUCACUGUGUAGCCCAACUUACUAAUUUCUAUCGGCUAAGUGUAAGCGGCAUCUCAGUAAUUCUUAUAUAGUUUACUGUUCAUCUGUUAAUUUAUUUAUACUUCAGCCGUCCUUACAUUAUCAAAAGCCAAGUCCCUAGAAAGCCUCAAAGUCCGUAUUUGAUCGAAAAAAUCCUCGGCCUUUGCCAUAUACUGAUAAUCAUCUGGCAACUUAUAACAAAGUCUAUUACAGGGAGGCUGAUUUUUAUACUUAGUCCUUGCCAUCUAGUCACCUUAGCCCAAUGCUACCUUCUUUUCGUCACAUCUUCACUAAAAUCUGAAAGGCAUUUUACCAAAAUUAUCUCCCUUUCUUGGGCGCCGUAAUUAAUAGUCAGAGCAAUUGCAAUUUUUUUGCCCGCGGCUGGAAACCUUACACUCCCUGGGGAAUAUGGGCCAUCAGGAGAAAACCCCAGGUAGGUUGUUUCAUGCUGCCUAUUUACCGUCAGAAUGGCGGAGGGUUUUUCUGCCAAGGAAAAAUAUAGAUAAUCUUUUUCCAUAUGCCUUUUUGAAAAACCCAUGGUUUUUUCCUGAAAAAAAGGGUAAAAACCCUAUGUCCUUUUUGACAGUAAAAAGUAAGUAUAAAAAAACAACCUGGGGUUUUUCCUGAUGAUCUAGGAGUAUGCAUUGUUUUGGAUUCAGCAUUAUUUGGCUGGGCUGAUAACCCCGCUAACUCUUAUUAUCUGCGGGAGAUUUACAAGAAGUUAUCAGUUAAAUUGGAAGUCAUUGCUUUAUGUAAGGAAUAUUCAGGGAUUUCAUUUCUUUUGGUUUUAUCAAAGAUUGGUGACACCUUUAGCGAUUUUGACGUGAGCAAAUAUUGAUUUUUCUUUAUGUGGAUCUCCAAGUAAAUUAUAUCUAGGCGAUUUUAUUUUUGCUAAAAUUGGGAAACUUUAUUAUGUAGCUGCUGAAUUGUAUUUGUUUAGUUUGCCCUUUAUUUUCACGCUUGUGUAUUUGAAUAUUGGGAAGCUUAUAAGGCCAUCCUUAUUCAAGAUAGAAGAUAAGAAAGAGUAA
Molecule: messenger RNA, 1119 nt
Organism: Blepharisma stoltei
Lineage: Eukaryota; Ciliophora; Heterotrichea; Heterotrichida; Blepharismidae
Source: the annotation of a GenBank genome assembly